This is a messenger RNA of Oppiella nova, 1731 nucleotides long. The record is from the annotation of a GenBank genome assembly. NCBI's taxonomy places the organism in Eukaryota, Metazoa, Arthropoda, Arachnida, Sarcoptiformes, Oppiidae.
AUGAGAGGUGCUGUUUGGGGUGCCGUUCACGGCAUUCAAGAGUUGGGGCUUAACUCCAGUGCCUAUCAGUUGACGCAAGAUUUCGAACAAAAGGAUUUCUUAAGACCUUUUGAGCACAUUAUGAAAAGCAACGGCUCGAUUGCCAUCCGAGAUAUGGUGGUGCGAUGUAUUGCACAGAUGGUGAACAGUCAGGCCAGUAAGAUCAGGUCCGGCUGGAAGAACAUCUUCAGUGUGUUCCGAAUGGCAGCCUCUGAUAACGACGAGUAUAUCAUUGAUUUGGCGUUUCAGACCACUUGUAAUAUAAUCAACAGUAUAUACGACCAGAGCUUCCAUUCACUGAUCGACUCGUUUCAAGACGCCGUCAAAUGUCUGUCAGAGUUUGCCUGUAAUCACAACUUUCCCGACACGAGUAUGGAAGCCAUUCGCCUGAUCCGCACCUGUGCCCGAUAUGUGGCCGAACAGCCGCACCUCUUUGGCGACUAUAGUAUGGAUGACCAGAGCAGUGGAAACCUCACAUCAGAGAAGGACAGGGUUUGGGUGAGGGGUUGGUUUCCUAUUCUCUUUGAGCUGUCCUGCAUUGUAAGCACCUGUAAGUUAGACGUGAGGACUCGUGCCCUGACUGUGAUGUUUGAAAUAACCAAAUCUCACGGCUCAUCGUUUUGUGACCACUGGUGGCAAGACUUGUUUCAGAUAGUCUUCAGAAUAUUCGAUAACAUGAAACUUCCCGAACAACACAACGAGAAGUCCGAAUGGAUGACCACUACAUGCAAUCAUGCCUUAUAUUCAGUGAUUGAUGUAUUCACUCAAUACUUCGACACAUUGAGUCCAUUGCUGUUGAGUGAUGUCUAUUCGCAACUCUUGUGGUGCGUCCGACAGCAAAACGAACAGUUGGCGCGUUCGGGAACUAAUUGUCUCGAAAAUCUGGUUAUCUCUUGUGGUAUGAAAUAUACGGAACAAACGUGGCUUAAGACCGCCGAUUGUAUUCUUGAAAUGUUUGAGUCGACACUUCCUCAGGAACUGUUGGAUUGGAAGGCAAAUGACUUAAGUUAUUCGCCGUCAAAGAAACCGACAAUGAAUGCAAACUCUGGUGGCGACGAGAAAGACAAAGCAAAUGCAGUCAAACAGAUGUUUAGUCGUUUGAAAAUUCAAUGCAUUGUUCAGUUAGAGUUGGUUCAGACCAUCGAUAACAUCAUAUUCUUCCCGGCCUUCAGUCGCAAAGAAGACGCGGAAUUGUUGGCAGACAUUGAGUCCGAUGUGAAGCCAAGCAAAGAGUUGGUCAGUAAAUCGCCGGUCAAUCGACAGUCAGAACAACAACAAGAAGAAGAGCAGGGAAUGUAUUCAAUGGUUUCAUCACAAGUAUUGAUCCGUUUGUCUCAAUGUCUCAUUCAAUCGCAUCGUUUCGCCAAAACAUUUAAUCAAAAUCACGAACAAAGGAACGUCUUAUGGAGGGCUGGCUUUCACGGCAAUGCCAAACCAAAUCUACUCAAUCAAGAAGUUAGAAGAUAUUAUUUCGACUCUUUUCUGACGAAACACGACAAGACUGUUGGCCAUGUGUGUUACGGAGCGCUCGAGCAUUACAUGUCUUUGGAAGCUGAGACCCAUAGAGAGACGUGGACUCCACUAAUGGUUCUUAUAUUAUGUAAAUUACAUAAACUUAGCGACGAUAAGCCUCCACUGAGAGGAGCCGUCAGACGGAUCUUCACUCGAAUUGGUUCUGUAGAAAAUCUUUAA